This is a messenger RNA of Didymodactylos carnosus, 492 nucleotides long. Lineage: Eukaryota; Metazoa; Rotifera; Eurotatoria; Philodinida; Philodinidae. The record is from the annotation of a GenBank genome assembly.
AUGUAUGGAAUAAUUCGUUAUAAUAAUGACCACGAUAUAUUUAUUAAAACACAAUUAGAUAAAUCAUUAUUAACGUCAAUUUCCUCGGCAAUAAUUGAUAUGAUUAAUAAGUUUCAUAAUAUGCUAUUUAAAAAUACAUUAGAUGAUGUCAAAAUUAAUGAUUGGCUUUCAAAACAUCAAGAAUUUCGCCAGUUACUCAAUUUAUCAUCAAAUCAAAAUCUGGCUUUUACCAAGGUCCUUGAAAAAUUAUAUGAACUACAAACUUCGGAUGAUAAUUUUGGAUUUCUUAAAAACUUACUCGAAUUAUCAUUCUUAUAUUUCGUUUAUUCUUUCUAUGAUCUUCAAUCCAGAGAAUUUCAUUUGAAGCUAUCUUCGUCACCAUCAAUAGCAAUAACAACUAUGGCAUCCUCAUCAAUUAACUUGCAUCAAAAUUCACCACCUAUUUUAUGUUCAUUAGUAUCAUCGUCACAAACUACUAGUGAUAGUAAUUAG